This is a messenger RNA of Odontomachus brunneus, 5210 nucleotides long. It is a transcript of the gene Rich, whose product is annotated as guanine nucleotide exchange factor subunit Rich. NCBI's taxonomy places the organism in Eukaryota, Metazoa, Arthropoda, Insecta, Hymenoptera, Formicidae. Gene Ontology annotation, biological process: retrograde transport, endosome to Golgi; intracellular protein transport. The record is from RefSeq and is a predicted model, not a curated record. The transcript is spliced from 12 exons. Bases 176 to 4432 code for a protein of 1418 amino acids. Gene Ontology annotation, molecular function: protein binding. Gene Ontology annotation, cellular component: Ric1-Rgp1 guanyl-nucleotide exchange factor complex; cytosol; Golgi membrane.
ACUGCGUGUGCAACGUGCAUUUUUGACACACCUCGCUUCAGUCAUCACUGAACCGAUUUAAUUACGCUAUGUGGAGGUUAGGAACUGUUUACCUGUUAAAUUUACAUCAGGGAGACCGUAGGCGAAGCAUGAUAGAUAUUUGAAGGCGAGAGGGAUAGAUAUUCUCUUGGGAAUCAUGUUUUUCCCCGUAGGAUGGCCACGGGUCUUAAACGCUAGUGAGCCGAAUAAAAUAAAUGCCGUAGUGUGCAACAGAGACAAAAUUCUCUUUGCCGUUCUCACCACGGAUUCUCUCACCAUCUGGUACUGCAAACCUUGUGUACCAGUAGUAUUCAGCAGACGAUCUGAAGUCUCCUUACAAAAAUAUGGUUGGAAUGUUUUGAUACAAUGGAGGCCAGAUUCUAGUAUGUUGGUUGUUGCGACAUCAGAUAGCUAUUUGUUGUUCUACCGACUCUCAGACAGCAAUCCAGAAGGCCGAGGACUCUAUGAACAACGAGACUCACCAGUUACCAGUUUAAAACGAGAUAGUGCAGAAUUGUUUAUCAAAGAAGUCAUUCCAUGUCUUGUCUUAAAUUUUGAAAAGUCAGCUUGGAUUGAUGGUGGUAUUAGUUCUUUAGUUUGUAUACGAGAUGAACUUAUGAUAGCGACCAAAACUAGCCAUGUAGUACGCUACAAAUGGGAUGGCAAUAUGAAUCGUGACUAUUCCUUAGAUUUGAGACGUAUACCGUUCAGUAUUGAUCAACAAAUGUCUACUGUAGCUGUGCCACUCACAGAAAACAAUAUUUAUGUCACUGAUAUUGAAUAUUCGCCUCUUGUUGGAGGUUUUGCUAUUGUGCUUAGUGACGGCAGAGCUGCGUUUCUUACUGCUCAAUCCCUGAAAUUUGAUCCUAAUCAAGUGCAAGGAAUUUGGGCUCGAGAUUUGGAUGACGCAACUUGCGCAGCUGUUAAUCAUAAAUAUCGACUAAUUGCCAUUGGUAGGGAAAACUCUGAAGGUGUUGUUUAUUAUGUCGAUGAAACUACAGGAGGUUUAGAGAUGUCACAUACAUUGAGCCUGUCCUCCAAAGAUUACCCAGGCCGACCAGGUAGUGUCAGGUGUCUUAGAUGGACGCCUGACAGUUGUGCUAUUGCUUUAGCUUGGGAAGGCGGCGGCCUGGCGUUGUGGAGUACUUUUGGUGCUUUGUUACUCUGUAGCUUAAAGUGGGAUUACGGCCUAAGAGUGGAUCUGACACAUGACAAUCCUCUGCACAUUCAUACGAUGGAAUGGUCGGCAGAGGGUUAUCAGUUAUGGAUGCUGCGAGAAUCUCCAGGACCUUCUGUUACCGAAGAGAAUGGGAACGAAACUUAUACCAAUGGAAGUCGCUCUCUCAUUCAAUUAGAUUUCGCUAAAAGUCCCCUGACGAUCAAUCCCUGCAUGGGGCAUCACGGACAUCUGUAUCUUCAAGGCGAGGAUAGACUGUAUCUGAACUUAGGCGCCGGGAUAUCCUCGUCAGCUUCGGGCUUUCAUCUUGCCACUGAAAUGCCUAACGACAGCAUGCUUCAGACACUCGCUGGUUGCAAACAGUGGCUUGUUGUACCUAUUCCAACUACAUAUAGCGGUUCCAAUUGGCCGAUUCGAUAUACUGCAAUAGAUAGCGAAGGCUUGAGCCUCGCGGUUGCAGGUCGAACCGGAUUAGCGCAUUAUUCUCUACCCUCAAGAAAAUGGAAGUUAUUCGGCAAUGAGACGCAAGAGCGAGAUUUCAUAGUGACUGGUGGAUUACUAUGGCACAAAGGAUAUCUGAUAGCUAGUAGUUAUUCCAUCCUGGACGAUAAGGACGAGAUCAGAAUUUAUCCACGAGAUACGCGUCUGGAUAACAGCUACGUCAAAAGUAUUAGAAUGCCAUCGCAGGUGUUACUACUUAAUACUAUGAAGGACAGUCUAUUGACGUUUUGUGCUAAUGCACAGAUCAGUAUCUACGAUAUGGUGAUGCAAAAAGAUGUUGAAGCUGGAGGCAUCGAGUUAACGAGAAUACAGACUGUGGAUAUCAGCGGACUGUGUGUACAUCCUGCUUGCGUGGUAAGCGCCACAUUGACUACGAUUCGCGCGGAGACCGCCGGCAGUCACCCUCAUCCUGAGAGUCUCUUAUUAAAUGUAUCCGGUCGUCUUCUCAUGGUUCAACGGGAACAUUCUACGGAUAGUUCAGACGUUGCGUUCACGUGCAGCGCACCGACAGUAUUAGCAUCCUACGUCGAGAAUGUUUGGGUUCCGUCGCGCUCUAGAAGAGACAAGCCGCAUCUGACAGAGGCUUUGUGGCUGUUUUGCGGAGCUCACGGCAUGCGAGUCUGGUUACCGCUUUGGGUACCACGUAAUCAUCAAGAGAAGGCGCACGCCUUCAUGAGCAAGCGCAUAAUGCUGCCUUUUCACUUACGGAUUUAUCCGCUAGCGAUACUCUUCGAAGACGCAAUUCUACUUGGAGCUGAAAACGACACUGUGUUAUUCACGUCGGAUACUAACUCGCCCUUUUCACUGCCCUUCAAUCUGUUGGAACUCACGAGCCAAGUAUAUCUGCAUCAAAUUCUGCGCCAAUUAAUACGUCGAAACUUAGGUUACCACGCAUGGGAAAUAGCGCGCUCGUGUUCCGCACUGCCGUAUUUCCCGCAUUCGUUGGAGCUGCUACUGCAUGAAGUCCUGGAGGAAGAGGCGACGAGUAAGGAUCCCAUUCCGGAUGCUCAGUUGCCGUCCGUCGUAGAAUUUAUCCGCGAAUUUCCCGGCGUUUGGGCGAGAGCUGUCGUACAAUGCGCCCGGAAAACCGAGAUUGCUCUUUGGCCGUAUCUAUUCUCCGUCGCCGGUCCUCCGAAGAAACUGUUGCAAGAUUGCUUGCAACGUCAACAGCUCGACACCGCCGCUAGUUACUUGAUUAUCCUGCAAAAUUUGGAACCAUCUUCAGUCAGCAGACAACACGCUACAUUGUUGUUGGACGCCGCGUUGGAGCAAGGUAGAUGGGAACUAUCGAGGGACCUCGUGAGAUUCCUCAGAGCGAUCGAUCCGAACGACGUGGAGUCACCGCGUACAUCGUGGAGCGGCAGUGCGAAACUGGGUGGCCCUCCGCAGACACCUCCGCUUUCUCCGCACGAAGACGAUCUAUCCUUGGUCUUGGGCACUAUGCAAGUCUCAAGAAGCCGCAGUUACAGUACUACAGUUACACCCAAAGUGCAAUCCGAAAAAGAUAUCGCGCCGUCCUCCAUGCUCGAGAAAACCCGGAAUGUCGUUAUGAGACGGAAGAAAUCGGUGCCGACGGUGAAAACUGAAAAAACUGAGAAUAAGGAAGGAUCAGCAGAGGAGUUCUUCAUCGAUGUCAUCUUGCAACGUCACGCUCGACGUCUUCUUUCAGCUCGCCGCUUGACCGAUUUGGGUAGGUUCGCGGCUCGUCUUGACUUUCAUUUAGUCACUUGGUUCGCCCGAGAACGUGACAGAGCAGCGAAAGUCGACGACUACGUGGGGACUUUGAAGGCGGUCCACGAGGAUUUCGUAUUUCCAUAUCCGACUCUUUCGUUACCGACUCUACAAAAAUUUCGUAGAUCCAGUCUCACAUCUUUACACUCUGUGAUGUCUGAUGACGAAACGUUGUCGCCAAAUUUAAAUGUUGAUCUACCCGACAGUGGAUAUACCAGUCUUCCAAGUGGUAGGCCACCGUAUACAACGCUGGUCUCACCCGUCGCCAGUUUAGAAACGCAAUUUCCGACCGCAGAAGCUAAGUUGACACCGAAUCUAAUACAUGAUGCCAACAGUGUUCUUAGCGAUACCAGCACGAUUUGGAGGGACGAUGCAGAGUCUAUCGUUGGCUCUGUAUGUUGGGUUUCACCGGAAUCAGUAGGACCCACGGACAUCCAGUCAACUUCGUUAACCUCUGCACCAAUCGGUCGAGCCGAAGUACAGCUCAGGUAUUUGCUGCAACUCUUUCUCGAAGGUUGCUGUCUAGGAUGGGCUGCUGUAGUAGCAACCGUUCUUCGCGAUGGGGCAGCCAUGGCUAGAACAGUGAGAACAGCACACGCACCGAUGCAGACUAUCGAUUCUGUAAUCAAUUUGAGAGACGGAUUACUCACGUUGACUAAGUGGUCUCAUUCAGAAUGUUUAGGAUACCGUCCAUUCAUGUCCAACAUACAAUAUCAAAUAUCGCUGUUGAAUAGACUGAUAAUAUCAAAGCAGCAACAGGAACAGGAACAAGUACCGGAGAGCCCUUCGCCGAGUCCGGCUCCAUCGGCUGGCAGCAAUCAGCGCGGAACUCUCUCUCGCUCAAGACAUUCGUCGAUCAGUCAUACUUCCAAUACAGCUCCGUUAGAAGAGGAACGCACGCAUGAAUCAUCCUUGACUGUCGAGGAGUCGGCGUUCCACGGAAGCUAUAAUAAUCUCAAUGUUAAGGAGGACAUCUCAUCACAGAAUACCUGCACGAUCUCUUAAGAGUGCCUUACGAGGCACCACGGCUAUUUAUUCCGUCGUGGAUUCUAUGUACCAAAAGGAGACUCCUCUCUCCGUUCGAAACGUCCGUUCUAUAAGUUUUACAUACAUACAAAGGAUUCUGCUGGACUACGUUAUAAACUGAGAUUCCGCGUAUCAUUCUCUCUUUGUAAUUAUCGUUUCGAAGAGGAUUUCACGUGAUACAUCGCUCGAGGCGCGAUGAUUCCUGUAACGCGACAAUAUUCUACAAAAUUAGUAUUAUUACUAGCCUCCCGAUUGGUAUAGGCUAUUUCCAGAAGUCCUUAUAAUUAAACAAAACCUCGAAAACUUGUAAAUAAGGCUUCGAAGGAUUUUUUAUUCACUUUACAUCACGCAGAGAUUUUGAAUUGUACAGGGUGAAAUAUGUAAGAAUUAGUAACGCGCACGUGUAUAUAAACGUUCACUGUAUUAUUGUUAAAAAUAUACUAUGCGUCGGGGAAAAUGAGACUCGGAAUGCAAUUGUGCUCGAUGAUUGCGAUGUAAUUUUGCCGUGGCAUAAGAGCACAUACAUGCACGAGAGAUGCGCAUUAGCUCAUUCUUGAAUUAUGAGCAAUAGCGAACAGCAAUAUAACGAAACCAAUGAACAGCGGUUCAAAGACAUUAAAUCAAAAUUGGUGCGCCAACAGGUCUGAUAUUACAAUGAUAAUUAUGUAAUACAAAGCGACGCGAAAUAUUAAUAAGCUAUUUGUAUAUUGUAACAUAGAUAGUCAUUUAAAAAUAUAUGUUAUAUUUUCCCAUAAAA